Pisolithus orientalis is the source of this 519-nucleotide messenger RNA. RefSeq lists its product as uncharacterized. The record is from RefSeq and is a predicted model, not a curated record. Lineage: Eukaryota; Fungi; Basidiomycota; Agaricomycetes; Boletales; Pisolithaceae. The transcript has a single exon. The annotation marks the transcript as partial.
UGAUGAUUGAAUUCUUCCCCCGUCCACCUCAUAGCCCUCUAUCAUCAAAGUCUCCAUUCGGUCAUGUCGCGUCGAUCCUCCGCGUGUCCUCCCCAUCACAGCUCGAAUUCCCUAGUUUACACGCUCUCGUGCGAAGCUACUUGGAAGCGAUUUUUCCAAGUGGUCCUUUGCCGUUUAUGCAUCCCGAUCAUCUUGAGGAGGCAUUGGCACUUAUGACGGCGUACGACAUCAGAUCAGUAAGGCGGUUUCCGUCCACUCAACCGUUUUGUUUUUAUACCCGUAUUCGGACGGACUUAUGUCUGGAUCAGUCCCACCAUGUGAACAACACGUUGUUCUCAUACCAGAAAAUAAUUGUGCUCGUCCUCAGAACUGAAAGUGCAUUCAUUACAGCCUUGUCACAACGAUGGACUUUGAAGGGCUCUGGGUUGCAGUUACCAAGCAGUGAUGGUCACUAGGUUGCCAACUUUGGUCCAGAUUCACCCAGGGAUUGGACUGGCCUCAUCACUUGACAGAAUGUUG